This is a messenger RNA of Pieris brassicae (large cabbage white), 2263 nucleotides long. RefSeq names its product alpha-tocopherol transfer protein-like. The transcript is spliced from 8 exons. The coding region runs from base 159 to 1097 and encodes 312 amino acids. Gene Ontology annotation, cellular component: membrane. NCBI's taxonomy places the organism in Eukaryota, Metazoa, Arthropoda, Insecta, Lepidoptera, Pieridae. The record is from RefSeq and is a predicted model, not a curated record. Gene Ontology annotation, molecular function: phosphatidylinositol bisphosphate binding.
CAGAGAGUGUAAGCAAGGCAUAGGACCACCAUACCUCUGAGAAAUUUCUCAAUAAGCCAGAGAGAGGCAGGCCGAGGUCAGUUCAUCAGUGUGUGUCACAUUGAACGCUGUUCUAAAUAGGUAUCGUGGUUUGUUUUUGCGAGACUAUAUAUCAAACAAUGAAACUCAAAUCGGAACUAAUGAUACAGCCAUCGGGCGAGGUGUGGCAGAAAAUAAGAGCAGAGCUAAAAGAGGAUGUCAAUACCAGAGACAAAGAUCUAGCUACUAUUAAGGAAUGGUUGCGAAAACAACCACAUUUACCCGACCAAUGGGAGGAUAACCCCUUAAUGACGUUCCUUCGUGGCAGCAGUUUUUCAUUAGAAAAAUGCAAGAGGAAACUUGACAUGUACUUUACUAUGAGGGCCGCCUGUCCAGAGUUCUUUACGAACAGAGAUGCCACUAGCCCAGUCUUACGCGACGUUCUGCGCUCAAAGCUCCAAGGUCCACCACUACCGGGAGUCACGCCGAAUGGGAGACGUGUCACAAUAUGCAGAGGUCUUGACUCCAGCCUCUCUCCCCAGCAAGUAACAGACACCCUCAAGUUGGCUCUUAUGAUAGGAGACGUGCGGCUGAUGGAAGAGACCGAAGGUGUCGCUGGAGACAUUUAUGUCUUGGAUGGAGCUGUCCUAGGACCGAGCUUGUUGGCAAAACUUGCACCUUCUACUGUUAAGAAGUUCAUGAUUUGUGUUCAAGAAGCCUAUCCAGUCAAAUUAAAGGAGAUUCACAUCAUUAACACCUCACCGAUCGUUGAACGAUUCGUCACAUUCGUGAAACCUUUCCUAAAAGAAAAAAUAAGGAAACGUAUUUUUAUUCAUAGAGACUUAAAAGAUCUCUACAAAUAUAUACCGCAAGAGAUGUUGCCCAUAGAGUAUGGAGGACAAUGUGAAACAAUGAAUUCUUUACAAGACAAAUGGACACAAAAGCUGGUGGAGUACCGAGAAUGGUUCAAGGCUCAAGAUGCCCUGAUCGCAAAUGAAAGCCUACGUGCCGGGAAACCUACCAACUACGAUGAACUGUUCGGCAUAGAUGGUUCCUUCCGUCAACUAGCGAUUGACUGAUUGUCAUAUUAUCAAACUGGACACCCGAGAACUUGAAGUUGAACUGGCUCUUGUCAAAUCCAAAAAUAUUAUCUUAAAUAACGUCAAUUUUAUGACAACCUGUUCGAUAUAGUUCUGACUGGGCCCUGGGCUGUCUUAAUUUUAUGCCAAUUAUUACUGCAUGUCGCAGAUUUGUGUUUUAAACCAUGACUUUUUCUGGAGGUGCUAAGUUGUAUUCGUAGAUAAAUAAAAUUAAUGUUAAAUCCGUGAAACAGAACAUUCUAUCACAAAGUAUUCCUAAACACUGAUUUUGCAUUUAAAGGGGACUUAACAUUUGCUGUAAUUAUGUAUUUGUAUACUGAGCAAGGGUACGCCGGAAGAGCCAUACUACACUUGCUUUAUAUAAAGAUAAAUAAUGACGACUUUUCUUAAUUAAUUUAAAAAAUUGCAAUUUACAGUCAUCCUCCAAUGAGGGGCAGGGAUAAUCUUGAGGAAUGUAGGCAAUCGAUCUUUUGUGCCUAUCUUCGAAAAUAAUUAUUAUUUUCCCGGUAAUUGAACUUCAAACCUCUGGCUUAGACGGCAUAUGUAAUCCAUCUUCUUCAAAUCAAAGACUAUAACGUUUUAUAAAAGAGGUUUUUAACGUUAUUACAUUUGCAUUACGAAUAUAUAAUUGAGUAAACGAUUUUGGGGAGCUGAAUACUUCGGAAAUAAUUUUAGUUAACGUAACUAGUUUCAAUUUAUUCUAGUAGUAAGUAGGUUACCUAAAACAGAUAAGCACCAACAAAGGUAAUCAAUAGUUUACGUAAUAUUUAGAUAAUGACAUUACAUUUUUAUAUACAUGCUUUAAUUACUUUUUAAUUUAAGGAUAUAAAAAAAAUUUAUGCAAAUUAUAACUAAUUUUAGCUUUUCGUAUUCAUUUCUUUAUCUAGAAAAUACAAUUUUAUGUUAUUAACUGUGCUGAUUGCUUAAUCUAAAAAAUUCCAAGUUACACGUUAGUCUUGUACAAUGCAUGAUUCCUUGCUUUCUGUUCUCUUCUCUCCGUCUGCUUUAGUACUUUCUCCAAAUGUAUCAUAAUUAUGAUUGCACAGAAAAUGCUUAUAAAUAUUAUUGUAAAGCGAAUUUAGUGUCACACUAGAAUUGUUGAAUAAAAAGUGAUAAUGAGUAUGACGCAAUUAUCUUCUAUUAAA